Funneliformis mosseae is the source of this 537-nucleotide messenger RNA. Lineage: Eukaryota; Fungi; Glomeromycota; Glomeromycetes; Glomerales; Glomeraceae. The record is from the annotation of a GenBank genome assembly.
AUGAAUACCUCAAAGACUUUUGCUUCUAUCCUUGUUCUUUUCUUCGCUUUCAUCUCUUCAGCGAAUGCUCAUUUUAGGUUCUUUACCCCUCCAAAUAGAGGGUCUGGAGGUGACUUGUAUGCCCAAUUUCCUUGUGGAGGUUUUAAUGAGAUAAACCUUACUUCCAUAACCGAAUUUCCUAUAAAUGGUGUGGUUACUGGCAGGUUUGGAGAUCCUGCUACUGGUACAAUUAUUUACAGCUACGCACCCACUUCUAGUGGUACUUUCGUGCCUGUUUCAGAAAAUAUCACGAUCGAAUAUACCGAUGCUUUCGCUUAUCCACAGUAUCUUAAUACAACACUUGAUCUCACCAAGGCUAGUGCCAAAGUUGGUGAUCAAGGUGUGCUUCAAGCGUUUUUACAGUCAACCACCCUGACUCAAUAUCAAUGCGCAGAUAUCAAGAUUUCGGACAAACCUCAACACCUAAAUCCAGUGGAGUUGUUGGAACCCCUUUACAUUUUAUUAUCACGUCAUGUAUCAUUGCUUUCACCAUUUUGA